Molecule: messenger RNA, 10805 nt
Organism: Cyprinodon tularosa
Lineage: Eukaryota; Metazoa; Chordata; Actinopteri; Cyprinodontiformes; Cyprinodontidae
Gene: triob
Product: trio Rho guanine nucleotide exchange factor b
Exons: 60
Coding region: 232-9750 (3172 amino acids)
Biological process (GO): protein phosphorylation
Cellular component (GO): cytoplasm
Molecular function (GO): protein kinase activity; protein binding; guanyl-nucleotide exchange factor activity
Source: RefSeq, a predicted model, not a curated record
CUUCCUCACCUCCUAAACUCUGGAGCGCCGCCGAUCGGUCGCCAGGAUUUUCCCCUCUUGGCCAAAAUGGAGGAGAAGGUUUGUCGCUAAUUGAGGGAAGCGGAUGUUAUAUGACCGGAUCGGCUUCAAUGAAAGUCGCCAGGAUUGGCAUUCGUGGAUCAUUUGCGACUCGAAUCGGGGGGAAACAAUAGGAGAAUAUCUAGAGCCGUUUCCGCCCAAGCGACCGCAGCCAUGAGCGCAGGAGAGGGGCUAGAUGAGGCUGCAAAGGACGCGGCAGACAUAGCGGCGUUUUUCAAAUCUGACUGCUCUCUUUCAAAAUGUGAAUCCAAGCUGGAUGGCCCUGCUCAAACCUCAGGGUUUCAUCGCAAUGAGGAUAUGAAGGCAAUUGAUGUGCUUCCUAUCCUCAAAGAGAAGGUUGCCUUUCUUUCAGGUGGUAGAGACAGACGAGGAGGUCCUAUUCUCACUUUUCCAGCACGGAGCAACCAUGACCGAAUACGACCUGAUGACCUGCGCAGGCUUGUAGCAUACUUGGCUACUAUUCCAAGUGAGGAGGUGGCCCGACAUGGCUUCACAGUCAUUGUGGACAUGCGUGGUUCUAAGUGGGACAGCAUCAAACCGCUGCUGAAGAUUCUGCAGGAAUCUUUUCCUUCAUGCAUCCACGUCGCCCUCAUCAUCAAACCAGACAACUUCUGGCAGAAGCAGCGGACCAACUUUGGCAGUUCUAAGUUUGAAUUUGAGACGGUGAUGGUGUCCUUAGACGGUUUAACCAAGAUCGUUGACCCUUCCCAGCUCACUGCUGACUUCGACGGCAGCUUGGAGUAUAACCAUGACGAUUGGAUCGAGGUGCGGCUCUCUUUUGAGACUUUUGCCAGUGAUGCAGCGCGAGCGCUGGCACGCCUCGAAGAACUCCAGGAAACCUUGUCUCAGCGAGACCUUCCACGGGACUUGGAGGCGGCCAGGCGGCUCAUGGAGGAGCACGCUGCACUAAAGAAAAGGGCCACAAAGGCAUCUAUAGAGGAGCUUGAUACGCAGGGUCGGAGACUGCUCCAGAGACUACAGCUACAGGCUGCAGGGGUCGGGGGUGGCGGCGAAGGAGGCUACAGUAACCGUAGCGUUGGAGCCAGCGGAGACUCCAAUGACCACCAUCAUGGUCAUCACGCACAUGCGGACGCACACAACUUGGUAGCUAAAGUGACGGCUUUGUUGGAGAAGCUGCACGGGACGCGGCAAAAUCUGCAGCAGCUGUGGCACAUGAGGAAGCUGAAGCUGGACCAGUGUUUCCAGCUUCGGCUGUUCGAGCAGGACGCUGAGAAGAUGUUUGAUUGGAUCAUGCACAACAAGGGCCUUUUUCUGACCAGCUACACUGAGAUUGGAGGGAAUCACCAGCAUGCUGUGGAGCUGCAGACACAGCACAACCACUUUGCAAUGAACUGCAUGAAUGUAUAUGUGAACAUCAAUCGGAUCAUGUCAGUUGGAAAUCGACUCCUGGAGUCCGGCCACUACGCCUCCCAGCAGAUCCAGCAGAUCUCAGGCCAGUUGGAACAGGAGUGGAAAGCCUUUGCGGCAGCCCUGGAUGAACGCAGCACUCUGCUGGAGAUGUCUGCCAGCUUCCACCAGAAAGCUGAUCAGUACAUGAGCAAAGUGGAGCCAUGGUGUAAAGCUUGCGGUGAAGGAGAGCUGCCAUCUGAGCUCCAGGAUCUAGAAGAUACGAUCCACCAUCACCAAGGGCUGUAUGAACACAUCACAACGGCAUACUCAGAGGUGAGCCAGGACGGCAAGGCUUUGCUGGACAAGCUGCAGCGACCUUUGACCCCAGGAAGUGCAGAUUCGCUGAUGUCAUCAGCGAACUACUCGAAGGCCGUGCACCACGUCCUGGACAUCAUCCACGAGGUGCUGCAUCACCAGAGGCAGCUAGAAAACAUCUGGCAGCAUCGCAAAGUCCGUCUGCACCAGCGCCUGCAGCUCUGUGUCUUUCAGCAGGAUGUGCAGCAAGUGUUGGACUGGAUAGAAAACCAUGGUGAGGCCUUCCUUAGUAAACAUACUGGUGUUGGAAAGUCUCUGCACAGAGCCAGAGCUCUGCAGAAGAGACAUGAAGACUUUGAAGAGGUUGCACAGAACACCUACACUAAUGCUGACAAACUGCUGGAGGCCGCAGAGCAGUUGGCCCAGACUGGAGAAUGUGACCCAGAGGAAAUUUACCAGGCUGCCCACCAGCUAGAAGAUCGCAUCCAGGACUUUGUACGACGUGUGGAGCAGCGCAAAGUCCUGCUGGAUAUGUCUGUUGCUUUUCACACACAUGUCAAAGAGCUCUGGACUUGGUUGGAGGAGCUUCAAAAAGAACUGCUGGAUGACGUGUACGCUGAGUCAGUGGAAGCAGUGCAGGACCUGAUCAAGAGAUUUGGCCAGCAGCAGCAGACCACCCUGCAGGCGACGGUCAAUGUCAUCAAGGAGGGAGAGGACCUCAUACAGCAGCUCAGAGACUCAGCGAUUUCAAGUAACAAGACCCCUCAUAACAGCUCCAUGGCGCACAUUGAGAGUGUCUUACAGCAGCUGGAUGAGGCUCAGGGUCAGAUGGAGGAGUUGUUCCAGGAAAGGAAGAUCAAACUGGAACUCUUCCUGCAGCUCCGUAUCUUUGAGAGGGACGCCAUAGACAUCAUCUCAGACCUGGAGUCAUGGAAUGAGGAGCUGUCUAAGCAGAUGAAUGACUUUGACACCGAGGAUCUGACCCUGGCUGAGCAGAGGCUUCAGCACCAUGCAGAUAAAGCUCUUACCAUGAACAACCUCACCUUUGACGUCAUUCACCAGGGGCAAGAGUUGCUGCAGUAUGUUACAGAAGUCCAAGCAUCUGGUGUGGAGCUGCUAUGCGACAGAGAUGUGGACAUGGCAACAAGGGUUCAGGACCUGUUAGAGUUUCUUCACGAGAAGCAGCAGGAGCUGGACCUGGCUGCAGAGCAGCACAGAAGGCACUUGGAGCAGUGCGUCCAGUUAAGACAUCUGCAAGCUGAAGUCAAACAGGUUUUAGGUUGGAUCCGUAAUGGAGAGUCGAUGCUGAAUGCUGGUCUCAUCACAGCAAGUUCACUACAAGAGGCUGAACAGCUGCAGAAGGAGCAUGAACAAUUUCAACAUGCAAUUGAGAAAACCCAUCAGAGUGCAUUGCAAGUUCAGCAGAAGGCCGAAGCUCUUCUCCAGGCAAACCACUACGACAUGGAUAUGAUCAGAGACUGUGCAGAAAAGGUGGCUGACCACUGGCAGCAGCUCAUGCUAAAGAUGGAGGACAGACUCAAACUGGUUAAUGCAUCUGUGGCCUUCUACAAAACCUCUGAACAGGUGUGCAGCGUCCUGGAAAGCCUAGAACAGGAGUACAAGCGAGAAGAGGACUGGUGUGGCGGUGCUGAUAAACUGGGGCCGAACAGCGAGACUGAUCAUGUCACUCCUAUGGUCAGCAAGCACCUGGAGCAGAAAGAAGCAUUUCUUAAGGCUUGUACAUUAGCCAGACGUAACGCUGAUGUAUUCUUGAAGUAUCUGCACAGAAAUAGUGUCAACAUGCCCGGCAUGUUGUCCCAUGUCAAAGCUCCAGAGACUCAGGUCAAAAAUAUCUUGAAUGAGUUACUGCAGAGAGAGAACAGAGUCCUUCACUUCUGGACCAUGAGGAAGAGGAGGCUGGACCAAUGCCAGCAAUAUGUGGUGUUUGAACGAAGUGCAAAACAGGCCCUGGAAUGGAUCCAUGACACUGGGGAGUUCUACCUGUCCACGCACACUUCCACAGGGUCGAGCAUUCAUCAUACGCAGGAGCUGCUGAAGGAGCAUGAAGACUUCCAGAUCACAGCAAAGCAAACCAAAGAGCGGGUGAAGCUGUUGAUCCAGCUGGCAGAUGGGUUUUGUGACAAGGGCCACGCCCACGCUCUGGAGAUAAAGAAAUGGGUGUCCUCCGUGGACAAGCGCUACAGGGACUUCUCUAUCCGCAUGGACAAAUAUCGAACCAGCCUGGAAACGGCACUCGGCAUCUCCUCCGAUUCAAACAAGGCUAGCAAAGAGCUGCAGCUGGACAUCAUCCCAGCCACUGCUCCGGGGUCAGAGGUCAAGUUGAGGGACGCUGCACAUGAACUCAAUGAGGAGAAGAGGAAAUCAGCCCGGAGAAAAGAAUUCAUAAUGGCUGAGCUGAUUCAAACAGAGAAAUCAUAUGUCAGAGACCUGCGUGAAUGUAUGGAUACAUACUUGUGGGAAAUGACCAGUGGUGUGGAGGAGAUUCCUCCUGGUAUUGUCAACAAGGAACACAUCAUCUUUGGGAACAUGCAGGAUCUCUACGAAUUUCAUCACAACAUCUUCCUGAAGGAGCUUGAGAAGUAUGAGCAACUCCCAGAGGAUGUUGGUCAUUGUUUUGUGACCUGGGCUGAUAAAUUCCAGAUGUAUGUGAACUACUGCAAGAACAAACCCGACUCCACGCAGCUCAUCCUAGAGCAUGCUGGACCUUACUUCGAUGAAAUUCAGCAAAGACAUCGUCUUGCCAACUCCAUCUCUUCUUACCUCAUCAAGCCUGUCCAGCGGAUCACAAAAUACCAGUUACUCCUUAAGGAGUUGUUGACGUGCUGUGAGGAAGGCAAAGGUGAGAUCAAGGAUGGUCUUGAAGUGAUGCUCAGCGUUCCAAAGAGAGCCAAUGAUGCCAUGCACCUCUCUAUGCUGGAAGGGUUUGAUGGGAACAUUGACUCCCAGGGGGAGCUGAUACUACAGGAGUCCUUCCAGGUUUGGGAUCCAAAGACUCUCAUCCGGAAAGGCCGUGACCGACAUCUGUUUCUCUUUGAGAUGUCCCUGGUCUUUAGCAAGGAAGUUAAAGACUCAAACGGUCGCAGUAAAUACCUCUACAAGAGCAAGCUCUUUACAUCAGAGCUCGGAGUGACGGAACAUGUGGAGGGGGAUCCUUGUAAGUUUGCGUUGUGGCUUGGCAGGACGCCGACCUCAGACAACAAGAUUGUCCUCAAGGCAUCAAGUAUUGAGAAUAAGCAGGAUUGGAUCAAGCACAUCAGGGAGGUCAUCCAGGAACGGACGAUCCUGCGUGGAGCUCUCAAGGAGCCUAUUCAUAUCCCCAAAACCACUACUGCUAAACAUAAAGGCAGACGGGAUGGAGAGGAGCUCGACAGCCAAGGAGAUGCCAGCAGUCAACCAGACACCAUCUCUAUCGCCUCCCGGACAUCCCAGAACACACUGGACAGUGACAAGCUCUCUGGUGGCUGUGAGCUGACAGUGGUGAUCCAUGACUUUGUGGCCAGUAACAGUGGCAGCAAUGGGGAGCUCACUGUACGACGAGGCCAGACUGUGGAGGUUCUGGAGCGGCUCCAUGAUAAACCUGACUGGUGCUUGGUCAGGACCACAGACCGCUCUCCCGCUCAGGAGGGAAUCGUUCCUUGUUCCAUUCUCUGCAUUGCUCACUCCCGAUCCUCCAUGGAAAUGGAAGGGCUAUUCAACCACAAAGACACGUUGUCUGUAUCCAGUAAUGACGCCUUGCAGCCUGGGUCCAGUCACACUUUCGGACCUCACAGCUCGCCUGGCCCCAAAAGACCCGGCAACACCUUAAGAAAGUGGCUUACCAGCCCAGUGAGGCGACUGAGCUCCGGGAAAGCUGACGGACACGUCAAGAAGCUCGCCCACAAGCAUAAGAAGAACCGCGAUGGCACGAGAAAGAACAUGGAUGCAAUACCUGGCUCACAGAAGGACUCUGAUGAUAGCGCCGCUACGCCACAGGAUGAGACCUUGGAGGAGCGGAUGCGUAAUGAAGGGCUGAGCAGUGGUACCCUGUCCAAGUCUUCCUCAUCAGGUAUGCAGAGCUGUGGGGAGGAGGAAGGAGAAGAGGGGGCCGACGCUGUCCCUCUACCACCCCCUAUGGCAAUCCAGCAGCAUAGCCUACUGCAACCUGACUCCCAGGAUGAUAAGUCUGUCUCUCGGCUGUCUGCUCGCCCCAACAGUUCGGAGACGCCGAGCGCUGCAGAGCUGGUCAGUGCCAUUGAGGAGCUGGUGAAAAGCAAGAUGUCCCUUGAGGACCGCCCCAGCUCCCUGUCAGUGGAGCAAGGCGACAGCAGCUCACCCUCUCUCAACCCUUCUGAUAACUCGCUGCUUUCCUCGUCUUCACCCAUUGAUGAGCUGGAGGAGCGAAAAACCAGCUUCCUCAAGAGGAGACAUUAUGUUCUUCUUGAGUUGGUGGAGACUGAGAGAGAUUAUGUCAGAGACCUGGGAUCUGUAGUGGAGGGCUACAUGUGCAGGAUGAAAGAGGAAGGAGUUCCAGAUGACAUGAGAGGCAAAGAUAAGAUUGUCUUUGGAAACAUCCAUCAGAUCUACGACUGGCACAAAGAUUUCUUCCUGGGAGAGCUUGAAAAGUGUUUGGAGGAUCCUGAACGGCUAGCUCCUUUAUUUGUCAAACAGGAGCGGAGGCUGCACAUGUACAUCGUGUAUUGUCAGAACAAACCUAAAUCUGAGCACAUCGUAUCAGAAUACAUUGACACUUAUUUUGAGGACCUUAAGCAGCGUCUGGGUCACAGAUUGCAGAUCACAGACCUGUUAAUCAAACCAGUGCAACGAAUUAUGAAGUACCAGCUACUACUGAAGGAUCUGCUUAAAGUUUCUAAGAAGGCUGGAGUGGAUACGACAGAGCUGGAGAAAGCUGUAGAAGUGAUGUGUGUGGUCCCAAAGCGCUGCAACGACAUGAUGAAUGUUGGACGCCUUCAGGGGUUCGAUGGUAAAAUUGUAGCUCAGGGCAGACUGCUCAUGCAGGACACCUUCAUGGUCUCAGACCAAGACGGGGGCCUCCUGUCCAGAAUGAAAGAGAGGCGGCUUUUUCUGUUUGAGCAGAUAGUUAUAUUCAGUGAGCCUCUGGACAAAAAGAAGGGCUUCUCUACGCCAGGCUACCUCUUCAAGAAUAGCAUCAAGGUGAGCUGCUUGGGUCUGGAGGAAAACUCAGACGACCCCUGCAAGUUUACACUGAUCUCCAGAUCAUCCAGUGGUAACCUAGAAAGGUUCAACCUCCAUUCUGCAAGCCCUGGAAUCAGUCAAGCCUGGGUCCACCAGGUCGGCCAGAUUCUGGAGAACCAGCGUAAUUUCCUCAAUGCUUUAACAUCACCCAUAGAGUACCAGAGAAACCAUGUGGGUGGUGGAGGACCCCCCAGCAGUAGCAGCGGCAGUACAGGAGGUAGCAGCACCAACAACACCUCCAGCAUGGGGGGAGGAGGUGGAGGAAUUGGUGGCUCUGGCGGAUCAGGGGUUAACUCCUCCUCCCUGUGCGGCCCUCGCUCUCGACCCUCUCGCAUUCCGCAGCCUUCCUCACGGCUCCCCCAGCCUGUCCACCACCACCACCCCCCAGGCCCAGAGGGGCCUGACAGAUCAACAGGUAUGUGGUCCCCCUGCCACCCGUCCCUUCCCUCUUACCCCUGUUCAGACAGUCCAACUAAUGGAGAGCUGUUAGCCUCUGAGGAUUUUACUUUAAAGAGGCUGGAAAGUUCCCAGGGGAGUAACUGUAAUAACAGCAACAGGCCAUCAGAUAACACAGACGGUGGUCUGAAACAGACUUUCGGGAGCUAUGAGGAAAACCAGACGCAUCCAAAAACCGCAGUGCCGCAGAUGCCAGUGUCUCCUCUGAAUUUCUCUCUGAGAAGCCCUCGAGUGGGGACAGUUUCCCCGCUUAUAUCUCCCCAGAGCCCUGGAGGAGGAAAGGAACAAUUCCUCCCUUCAAGCCCAGCACAUAAAGGAAACCCUUUCUGGGCUUUGGUCCCCCCUAUGCCUUCAUCUCCUGCAAGUAGACCUGGUUCCUUCUCCUGCCCCAAUGACAAUAGUGCUGGAGGGGACACCUUGGGAAGAGGGAUGCCAUCUUUUCAGCGCAACUCCAGCCACAGUAAGGAAACAGACAGAAUGAGCACCUGCUCUUCCACCAGUGAGCAGUCCGUAACAUCCUCCCAGGGCAACGGGCAGAGUGAAAGCAGUAGCAGCAGCAGCAAUGUGUCCACCAUGUUGGUGACCCAGGACUAUGUGGCGGUGAAGGAGGAUGAGAUUAGUGUGGUGCAGGGUGAGGUGGUCCAAAUUCUUGCCAGCAACCAGCAGAACAUGUUCUUGGUGUACCGGGCCGCCAACGAGCACUCGCCUGCAGCCGAGGGCUGGAUCCCUGGCUAUGUGUUAGGACAUACCUCAUCCUCCACCACCCCAGAGCUUCCUGAAGGAACCAUCAAAAAAUCCCUUUCAUGGCACACAGCACUACGUAUCCGUCGAAAGUCUGAAAAAAGGGAUAAGGAGGGCAGAAAACUGGAGAACGGCUAUCGAAAGUCUCAGGAUAGUCUGGCAAACAAGGUCUCUGUCAAGGUAGGAAGUGGAAGUUUUAUUGUGCUCAAAUCAAUUGGUCAACUGCCAUAUUAUUUUAAUCCAAACCUGAUCUGUCUCCUUUUACUUCAGCUUUUGAAUCCCAACUUCAUUUAUGAUGCUCCCCCAGAGUUCCUCAUCCCUCUUGGCGACGCGUCAUGUGAGAGUGGCGACGAUGUCACCUUGAGGUGCAAGGUGUGUGGUCGUCCUCGCGCCACUGUUUCAUGGCGUGGACCUGACAAUAGCAUUCUAAGUAACAACGGACACUACAGCAUCGCAUACAGUGAGACAGGAGAGGCCUCCUUGCGUGUACUGGGUGUGUCUCUUGAGGACAGCGGUGUCUACACAUGCGUUGCCACCAGUGUCACAGGCACAGUUACAUCCUCUGCUAGCCUUAUGGUGUCAGCUCCUAAUGAUGGCAGUGAAGAUAUCUGGAAAAGUAAUUUUGAGUCUUACUACACAGAGAUCACUGAACUUGGAAGGGGACGAUUCUCUGUGACUAAGCGGUGUGACCAGAGAGGAAGUAAACGCACUAUCGCAGCAAAACAGGUCAACAAGAAGAUGCUGCGUCGAGAGCAGGUGCUGCAGGAGAUCCGACUCCUGCAGACUCUGGACCAUCCCAACCUGGUCAGACUGCUAGACACCUACGAGACAUCCCACAGCUACGUCCUUGUACUGGAGAUGGCCGACCAGGGACGCUUUCUGGAUUACAUCGUGAGCUGGGGAAACCUGACGGAAGAGAAGGUGGCUUUGUACCUCCGAGAUAUCCUCGAAGCUCUCCAGUACUUGCACGGCUGGAAAAUAGCACAUCUUGAUCUCAAACCUGAGAACAUCGUGGUGGAACAAGUAUGCUCCCAGCCCGUGAUCAAGCUGACGGAUUUUGGUGACGCUGUUCAACUUGACCUUCAUUCCUCUCACAUCCAUCCUCUACUGGGGAGCCCUGAGUUCUCUGCACCUGAGCUGGUCCUGGGUCAGCCUGCCUCACUGACAUCUGACCUCUGGAGCUUAGGUGUUGUGACUUACGUUCUCCUAAGCGGUGCCUCCCCCUUCCUGGAUGAAAGCCUUGAGGAGACGUGUUUAAACAUCUGCCGCCUGGACUUCAGUUUUCCUGAGGAUUACUUCCAGAGCGUGAGCACAGAAGCCAAGGACUUUGUCUGCCUGCUGCUCCAGGGCGAGCCAGAGCGACGGCCCUCUGCAGGAUUCUGCCUGCAGUACCCGUGGCUCCAGCCUCAAAGCGUGGCAUGUGGCGGGUACGGGCACGUCAAUCACACGCAGCCCCCGUCACCAAUUCAUUACAGCACACAUUUAGACACCUCUAGGCUCAUCUCCUUCAUCGAGCGGCGGAAGCACCAGAAUGACGUCCGACCCGUUGGCACUAUUAAGGCCUUCCUGCAAAGCCGUCUUUACAACCACACCUGACAUUCUCUUUGAAGACCACCAGGGACAAGUCCAUGAUGAUCCCCCUCUCCUUCACUAAGCCACAGAAGUCCUGCUGCUGCUGACUGCCUUACUGAUAAACCCCCCAGCUCUUAUGCUGACCUUGGUAUAUUUUGAUAUGCCAGCACAACAAAUGAGUCUGAUGGAAUCGAUUUGAGAUUUUUUACUUUGACUCAGGAGGGAGAAAAAAAAGAAACCAGCUUUUUGAACAAGCUGAGGUGAUUAUAUCUCGCAUCCACAUAGUGUUAAAGAAAACAGAGUACUGUAUAUGAAUUCAGGCUGCUUUUGGUUGAACAAAAGAAGACAUUUUGUAACGAGAAAUUACUUUUUGUAAAUGAAACCAUGUACAGUUGGGGAAAAAUGGAGAACUGUCUUUAUUCAACCUUUUUUUUUUUUUUUUUUGGAAAACAAAGGCUAGAAUUGAAAUAAGAUGUAGAGGUCUUAUCAGCAGGGUCUACCUGCGCUGAGAAGAGCUAACUUACAAAAUCCUGUUUUCCAGAGACGCAUCAAAGCUAUCAUUUGUGCAAUAGUUUGCUUACCUUUAUUCAUUUAACUAACUUCAGAUUGUGACUAAUACAACAAAACAACGUGAACAUGUGUAAAAUAAAGAGCAUAUUCAGCUAAACUGUCGUGGAUCUCCUUCUGCGUCCGCCCUAGUUGUAAAUAAUGUUUCCUUGCUUUACAGAUUUGUCCCCAACCCCCCCUGAAGAGUUUUUCUCAAAUUAAUUUACAAAAAAAAGCUAUUUUGUGAGCAGAACUGUAGUGAGUCCAUGCAGGACUCUAAAAAUGGUGGCCAGAUCCUCGGUUUAAACAGGGGCGGCUACUAGAAAUGCACUCAUUGUUCUGCGGCAGUUCUCAUGUGCAAUGUUGCAGCUUUACCAUGUAUGCAACUAUUUAUGAAGACUUGUGUUGUAGCUGUAUUCUUCAAAAAAGGCAUGUGUGUACCUGGUACUGCAAUAGAUGUCUGUAUUGUGUUAACUCUUAUGUAUUAAGUUCAGUAUUAAUAAACACCUCUUACACAAAUAAGGGGGGGGCGC